AUGGACAAUUCCACCGUUCCUUCUCGCCGCGUCAGGUUCAUGAAGAUCAUCUCUUUAGGAUCCAAUAUCGGUAGCGGAGUUUUCAUUGCCACUGGAAAAGCCCUUGCCACAGGAGGCCCGGGUAAUAUGGUCAUCGCCUAUACUAUUGUCUGCACCAGUGUUUGGGCUGUUCUGCAGUCUUUGUCUGAAAUGACAAUCGCAUUCCCGGUAUCCGGAAACUACAUCGACUAUGCUGAUCGUUGGGUUGACCCUGCUUUGGCUUUUGGUGCUGGAUUUGCAGAGUGGCUAGGAUGGACAGCAAUCGUUGCCUCCGAAGCAGGGUUCUUCAAUGUCUUAGUUCAAUACUGGUCGGAAGGAUCUAUGCCACUGGCUGCUACUAUCUCCAUCUUUCUCUUCGCCUGCUUGGUCAUCUUCACUCUCCCAAAUAAAGUCUUUGCUUGGUUCGAAUACGUGACGUCGCUUAUCAAGAUUGUGGUUUUUCUCAUCAUCAUUGUCCUUUCUCUGGCACUGGUACUGGGUGCUGGCCCCAACGGCUAUAUGCACCACGGAGACACUUGGAAAACUCUACCCGCAUUCCUCAACGGCUUCUCUGGCUUUGCAAACUGUGCCCUCCUCGCUGUAUGGGCCGUCGGUGACCAAGUUUUCAUCGGUAUCAUGGGAGGCGAAGCCGAAAGCCCACGUUUCUCAAUGGGACACGCCACAAAGCUCGUUCCAUUCCGAGUCAACUUCAUCUACGUGAUCAGUGUUGUAUUCAUUACACUUCUCGUUCCAUCGGAUGACGAUCGCCUCCUAGGUGGUAGUGGAGUUGCAGCUUCGCCUUUCAUCAUCGCAGUCCAGGACUCCGGGAUUCCUGGAAUUUCUUCUCUCUUGAAUGCUGGAAUGAUAUGCGGUGUUAUUGCGGUUGCGGCGGAGGCCGUCUAUCUCUCAUCUAGGGUGUUGAGAACUAUGGCUCAUCAAAAGCUUAUCUGGGAAGGUCUUGCCCGUGUGGACGUUAGAGGACGCCCGAGACUCGCCUUGAUUGUCACUUCGAUCGUGGCGGUUUUACUGUCAUAUAUUCAGAUUGCAGCUGGUGGCCUGACCGUUUUGAACUGGCUCAUUGCGAUCACAAGUGCCUCAUUCUUCGCUAAUUGGAUAAUUAUCUGCUUCGUCAACUGGAAGUUCCACCGUGCGCUUAAGGCACAGAAUGACCCGCUAUUUACAGAGCUCUAUGCAUGGAAGUCAUCACUGUGGCCCCUUGCACCGGUAUGGCUUACGCUAAUCUCGUUAUUCCUAUUGGGUGGCAAUGGGUUCGCCGUAUCGAACUUCUUCCAGAAUAUCCUUGGACUCCUGUUAAUUUUCGGCUUCACUAUCGGGUACAAGAUCAUUUUCAGAACACCUUGGCGAAAUCCAAAAACUGCGGAUCUAAGUACUGGUCGACGAUCCUUGAGCGCUGAUGAGAUUUCUAUGCUGGAUAACUACUACAGACAACCUCCAUGGAGGAGGUUCCUUACCUAUGUACAGCUAUGGUAG
This is a messenger RNA of Penicillium arizonense, 1509 nucleotides long. RefSeq lists its product as uncharacterized. Bases 1 to 1509 code for a protein of 502 amino acids. NCBI's taxonomy places the organism in Eukaryota, Fungi, Ascomycota, Eurotiomycetes, Eurotiales, Aspergillaceae. Gene Ontology annotation, biological process: amino acid transmembrane transport. The record is from RefSeq and is a predicted model, not a curated record. The transcript is spliced from 7 exons. Gene Ontology annotation, cellular component: membrane. Gene Ontology annotation, molecular function: amino acid transmembrane transporter activity.